Molecule: messenger RNA, 5265 nt
Organism: Kalmanozyma brasiliensis GHG001
Lineage: Eukaryota; Fungi; Basidiomycota; Ustilaginomycetes; Ustilaginales
Product: Lipase, class 3
Exons: 1
Coding region: 1-5265 (1754 amino acids)
Biological process (GO): lipid metabolic process
Source: RefSeq, a predicted model, not a curated record
AUGUCGUCGACUGCACAGUCUGAGGUACUCAAGAGCUCUGAGCCUCGGUCUAUCCCACCAUCCGCAGCCUCGAGUCGUCCGCAGCUGCUCGACCUCGACCUCGACGAGCUGUCACCACUCCCACCCGCACAUGGCCUCUCCAACAGCCGAACUGCAUCGCUCGAGCGUAUCCCUAGUCUGAAGCUCAACGGCACUCCUCGUGUAGUCAAGGCGCAUCCAGUAGCAGCCUCUCCCGCUUUCAGUGCGGCGCCUUCGUCCUUUCGUCUCGAGGGUUCGCCUCCAAGCUCACCGCAGGCCACGCAAAGUCCCGAGCUGCUAACACACGACAGCGUCUCAGAUCAGCGCAGCCUAGACAAGCAACAGCCUACCUUACACCUGGACACCUCCCUUGAUCACAAUCAGAAUGCACCACAGUCAGACCCGCCGUCGGUCCCUGCGCCGGCACCCUCGGCUCGCUAUGUCACUGUCUCGGCCAUCCUCUCGCGCUCCAACAUAUACUACGCUCCGGAAACGUCAGAACACUGGGACUUACUACGGUCUCCCACAGGCUUACCAGCCGAUGCCGACCUCUCACACAACACCACUGCGUGGCCGUCCACUUCAUCCGAACCUUUCAGCAGCAUGAGGAGGAGAAGAAGCCAGAGGAAGAGGCCCAGCAAUGGAAGCGCCAUUGAAGCGCUCGGAGCGCUACUUUUGCGGAAGGACAGCUCCGGUCGAGUUGCGAGCCUUUCCUUUGCCAAAGACGACGAUUUCAAGAAGGGAAAGGGUCGCUCGACCGACCCGCUCAAGCACAGCAUUCAGGCAUGGACCAGCUCACUCAGCUCACUCAGCAAGAAUGGUCUCCGCCUUCAGCUGCCGAAUGCGAAACAGACGCAGAAGCCUCCUUCGCACAACAAAGGCGCGACUAUCGCAGAGCGCAGGGCUCAAAUGUGGCAUCAGAUCUUGACUCGGCAAGGUGCUGUCGUGGAAGAUGGCCGCGAUGGCUUCUCAAAAGUUCGUAGCCGAAGAGGAGGCCUCAGCUUCGAAGUUGGUAAUCGCAGCCGUAAGCAGAUGCCAUCGACACUACUGCAGCUCGACGGAUACAAGCCGCAUGGCAAGAGAAAGGAUCACGACGGGGAAGAACAGGCUUCAAAAGAUCUUAGACUUGAUCACAUCGGAGAUGACGACAGUGGACCACUCGCCACCACCAGCGCAGACUUUGAUCGACCACCUGGCACAAUCAUGCUCAAAGCUGGCCGUCGUCCGAGGCUCACUCAACUCUCCAAGUCCGAAUUUGGUAUCGGCUCCGCAUAUCACGAUCAGAUGCUCCCUGAAGCUCCUCCCAGUCCAGUUGCAAUGCCCGGUGCUUGGCAAGGAGGAUCAUCAUGGCGAUCCAAGCCAGGUGACGGCUUCGAGGAAGGCGCGCUUUUGCUACCGCCACCUUUGCUCGACGACAACGGCAGCGACGCUUCCAGCUUCGAAGGCUUGCUCGGCGUGCGGCGCAUGCGCGAGCGUGAGAAGGCGCGGAAGCACGCCGAGAAGAUGGCUGCCCGCAACCGCCCAGCACACAAGGUCGGUCCACUGACCGCCCUCACCAACUUUGUCAAGGCCGCACAUGCCGCCGAGACUUCCGCUAAGCGAGCACGAGGAGAUGGGCGCUUCGGCCAGGCUCCUGCCUUCUUUCGAAGCUUCACUGAGCCACAACGACCGUCACGGGCAAGAUCUGACUCAUCUGUCAACUUGUCUGGCAUCGAUGACCCCAAAUUACCGACUGCAGCACCGAUCGGCAUUUCAAGCGGCAAACAACCGGGCACGCCAACAAUGAAUGGAGCAAGCAUGGCUCCGCCAGUCCUGCCGAGUAGCCUAGCCGCCGCUGCUGUCACGCCGUCGGCAAACGAUGCAGAGGCGCGCAAGAGUCCGGCAGUCACAUCUGUCAGCCCCUUCAUGUCUCCGGCGACACGCAGAGCGGCUCUGUCUCGGCGAGAAUCGCGAAACAACUCGAUCGAUACCGCGGGUCGCCAGCUUAACACCGUGUUCGAGUUCGAACCAUUGGACCCAAGCAAGAUUCCGGACGAUGAGCUGGCAUCGCCUGAUUUGCCACCUAUCUCGUCUCCUCUCCUGCAGCCUUCUUCGAGGAGCUCGAGCAAAACCAGCGCAUUCCGUGACUUUCCAACGGCGCCACGUCUGCUCCCGGUGCAGCUAUCUGUACCGCCAUCUCCAUUCACGCCACUAGCGAUCGAUCAUCGCGAACUUCGUAGCUCGAUCGGGUCGGGCCAUGCCGACUAUCUGUCAGCUCGCAACCUCCAUGCAGCGCCAAGGACACCUCAAUUGGUCGCAACCAUGCUGAGCUUGCCACCUUCGCCCUGGACGCCAUAUCAGGAUUCUGCAGCCAUGCACGCUGCACCGAUGGUCCAUCUUCACCUUAACACCAGCAGCUCGUCGCUCCGUCUUCCGCCUGGCACGCCGAGGCUCGUACCGACGCACAUUGAGAUCCUUCCAUCGCCUUACCCUACAUCUGCGUCCUCGCGUCGGGGCUCGCUCACAAAUGACAGCCCACAAGGUCUGCGUGCGACGAGCUUGACACGAUCGCCGCUGACGGGAGCAGUGACCGAUUUCACAUCCUUUGCAGCCUUGCGCGAGUCCCAGGCUGCGAACGUCGGUUCGAAGCCUGCAACCGAGACUCUGCAGUCGGCGGUCAAGCACGACGAAGGCGAGAUCGAUUCGCCGUCGGAGGAAGCCCAGUCGAGAGGUGCGCUCCGGCACACGCCCUCAUCGAUGCUCGUUGCGACACAGUCCACUCAAGAUGCUGGCAUAGGGGUACGCAGUGCCUCCUCCACGGACCCAAGAACACACUCUCCCGGCGAUGACGGCGCUUCACACGGCGAACAAGAAAGGUCGUCUGGAUCGCGCAGCCGCAGACCUUCUGCGAGUCACAUUCACGUAGACCCCUCCGGUCGUCAACGAUCGUUCGUGCUUUGGUUCCUCAUUGGUGAUCUAGGACUUCGAAGCACAGGGUCAAGCAGCGAUGACAAGCGUCCCGAAGCGGAUCACGGAGGUGUGAUUGCUCUACUGGUGCACGCCUUUGCUUUCUUCACCUUCGUAACGGCGCAUCUCGUCGACCUCGGCUAUUCAAUCUACGAGAGAGUGUCGCUGGUGCUCUGGUUCCUCCGCUGGAUGGUCUACAACCUUGCAGGCCGAACUGUCCUGGCUCAAUGCGCAAUCGAAGCGUACAGCUUCAUUCAGGCCGAAUGGGCUACUGUAGCUCUCGAAGACCACGAGGAGAAAGGAUCCAAAAAGAAGCCAGACCAACAGGGGGACAGGAAGCCCAGAGGUCUCACGCGUUUUCAGGUGCUGCGGGGCAUUCUUGAGCUCUACUGUCUACACAGCGUCACUCGAGAUCGAUACGUCGCGGAAGGAGCUGGUCUGACACGGCUGGAUGGAUGGAGGAGACCCUCGAACAAGGACGACAAGGGCAAAGCGCCCAAAGGGCGCGGUUCUGAUCGCUUGGACAUCGGGGCCCAGCGCGCAGCAUCGCGAGCGGCAUUCGACGAGGAAAGACUCAGCUGGUCUCAGCAACAAGGCCGGGAUGUCGGGCGCGAUCACGAAGACCUGGAUCCGAGCACGGCCACGAUCCUUGGCAAUGGCAACGGGUUACCUCACCACGCCCAAACGGGCGACGAGACGGAUGCCAAGAGCAACGGGUACGGCCCAGACGCGAUUGAGGCCGUCGGCGGCGGCGACAAUGACAACGAGGAAGAGGUAGAGGAAGAAGAGGACAGCAGUGACGACGAGAUGAUCGUCACCAACCGUGGUGACGAUAUCCUCGAAUUCGCAAAGACACCCCGUCUUGACGCCACUCGGCCAGGACAAGCAAGCAGCGGCUACUUUGGUCGCGCAUACGACUUCAUGACCUCGCCGCAAGUAGGCGCUUCCAAGCCCGAGCUGGUCAGUCGCGAUCUGCGACCUUUCAAGGAGACGAACCGCGAUCUCGUACGCACGAUCAAGUGGUGCGGUCGGCUGGCCAUCUCUGCGUACGGUCUGCACGUGCACAUCGUGGACCUGCCGCCAACCUUCACUCCUUCGGGCGACCGCUUCUCACGCCAGACGUUUGCUUAUCUCUCGCGCCUCAACGCAGAUGAUGUUCUGCAUGCCGACAUUCAAACGCUCGACGCCGAUGCCGACUACAGUCCCACAUUCUACAUUGUCCGAGACUAUGUACGGAAGGUCGUCUGCGUUGCAGUGCGCGGAACGCAGUCCUUCUCAGACAUCAUCGUGGACCUGGAGCUGCAGACGGAAGAGAUCGAGCUGCCUCAGGUCCAGCCGACACCCGGUGAGGAGUUUCGAUGUCAUGCUGGCAUUUGGCGCGCGGCCAAAGCCCUGGUGUCACCGCAAAGCAAGCUCUUCGCCACACUGCGCCAAGCUCUUGCGGAGAACGAGGGCUUUGGUGUCAUGUUCUGCGGCCAUUCACUCGGUGGCGCCAUCGCCAGUGCUGCCGUCUUGCUGCUUGCGGAGUACUUUAUCCCUGACGGGGGCGAGCCUGAUGCCGGCACCUGGGUCACCAACAUGUCUUCAGGACUUCCAGCUCGUCGGCCCAUCCGGGCAGUGAGCUUUGCAAGCCCUGUGACGAUGACUGCUGAUCUGGCUGCACGAGCUGCGCUCGGCUCCGUGCCACUCGUGACGACAGUGGUGUUGGGCAGCGACGUCAUCCCUCGGGUGGGGCAUGGUCAGGUGAGAGAGCUGCGUCGUGUGCUUGGCGCACUGUCCCGUGUUCGACGUCGCCAUGCGAUGGCCUCCUCAGACGGUCAGGACGAUGCGCGGGUCCACAUUCUUCGAAGCUACUGGGAUUGGCGAUCGAUCAGUAUGGCCGAGGACGUGGACGAAGUCAUGCUGCAUCGCAAGGAGCGUAUCGAGGAGCAGCUUUGGUCGUUGCGCCGCGAAGUGGAGAGCGAUCUUUAUGCCGCGAUCAAAGCACGACUGGAUGCAGGCACUUCAGCGGGCGCGCGCAUUCCGCCUUCGCCGUGGGUGGGACCCCAGCAGCGUGACCAAGCGCCGCUGCAUGCGCUGUCAGCUCGAAGGCAGGAGCUGGACACAGCCACGCUGCGCUCGGAAGCUGCACAGGGAGGACCCUUGAUCCCGCCGGGCCGCUGCAUCUGGAUCAACGACAAGCAGGUCUAUCACGUGGAGAGCCCGCUGGCAUUCUUCAGCUUACCAGAGCUGCGGAGUGACAUGUUUGCAGCCCACUUUCCCGCGGCUUAUGAAGAGGCCAUCCUCGAACUCAAGGUCUAG